Rotaria socialis is the source of this 1962-nucleotide messenger RNA. The record is from the annotation of a GenBank genome assembly. NCBI's taxonomy places the organism in Eukaryota, Metazoa, Rotifera, Eurotatoria, Philodinida, Philodinidae.
AUGGCCAUAAAAUUAUUUUCCAUCAUAUUUUUUAUCGAAACAGUAAAUUGUCAAUUUCAAUGUAAAUUUGAUCGUCCAAUAUUAGGAGAAUAUUAUUCAUAUGAAAAUGGUCUUGAAACUCAUACAUCAUUUAAAAAAAAUGGUAAUAUCGAUCGACUUUUUUAUCGUCGUGAAUCCGGCCGUGGUGCUACUGCUAAUAUAAUAACAGUUCUUGAUAAUCAUGCACUUGGUGAAUGUGUUUAUCUUAAUUGGAAAGAAAAUCCUUUUCGACAUGUUUCCAAACAUCAUUAUCAACUUAUUUAUCGAGACAAAACAAAAUCUUGUUAUCAAUGUUUUGAAAUAUAUAAUCGAACACAUAAUAUUCUUCAAAUACGAAAAAGUGAAUGUGAUGAAGUAACAUCAAUAUCUACAAAUCAAAUGAAUAUACAAGAUCUUUGUUUAACAAUUAAUGAAGAAGCUGAAUUUGAUACUUUAUUUUUAAAAACUUAUUCAGCUGAAGAAUGUCGUGCAACAAUUUAUGGAACAUAUCAUUUUACAUAUGAAUUUCGUGAAGGUGGUAUUGGUAUUUGUGAUAAUUCAAUAUCACGUUUAGUUUCUUGUCCUGAUCCUGGCACUCCAUUCGACGCUGUUAAUGAACGUUUUUGGAUGACAUAUGGUUAUUGUCGUAAUCUUGUUUCAUCCAUUGAUGCUCAACCACUUUAUCAAUGUUUGGGUCAUUGGUUUAAUGAAAAAGGAGAUAUUUUUACUGCCAUUGCCAAUGAACGUGUUGGAUCCGAACGUUGGUAUGAUAAAUUUCGUUGUAUGUUAACGCGGCAAGAUCAACCACAAUGGUUUGCGAAAUCUUUAUUUGCUGAAUGUGCUCGACUUUAUUCACCAACUGAUGGUCCAGAAAAAGUUAUUAUAACACCAAUUAUUCCAGAAGUUCCAACUGCAACUUGUUUUUUUCCCGAUAAUUUUACUGGUGAAUGGAUUAAUACAGCUAAUGUUAAUGCAAGAACAAUUAUUAAUGCAACACAUAUACAUGAAAUAGCACGAGUUAAUAAUCGUGGUUGGUUAAGAGAAACUUAUUAUAUUUGUCAACAAACAUCUCGUAGUCAAUAUUUAGUUAAAGCUGUUACAACAGGAGAAUGUUUUUCAUAUUAUAUUUGUUUUGAUUUCAAGGAUCGUCAUCAUAAUAUAUUAAGAUAUAGAAAAUCAAAAUCAUUCAUGUCAAAUGUUUAUGAUGACCUAUCGAAAAGAGAUCCACUUUAUGAAGUUUGUUCAUGGAUUAGUUUUGGUAAUGAUGCCAAUUGGAAAUAUCAAGUUUUAGCUUUGGAUCCACCGGCACCUAUUGAAUGUCCAUUUACGGGUAUGUGGACAUUUAAACAAGUCGGACAAUCAAAUUCAUUAAUUCAAACACGAAUUCGUGGUGGAAUAACACCACGACCACGUGAUCAUGGUUGGUAUAUAACAUGUGAUCCAAAAUAUAUGGUGUCACAAUGGACAAUUUGUAAAGAUGAUACCAAAGCAAUGUUAGCUGAUCGAGAAUAUUGUCGACAGUCAGAUCCAUAUGGAACACCAAUUGGUGUUUACGAACAAGCCGAUUAUAUUUAUCAAUGUGCUGGUUAUUGGAGAGAAGAUUCUCGUUCAUAUUUAAUAACAUAUGAUCGUGAUGAUCCAUAUAUUAAUUUUAAAUGUUGGGUUUAUGAAAGAAUAGAUUAUGACAAAAUAUAUCUUUCAAGAUCAGCUGGAUCAUUUUGUGGUUUUAAUCAAACAUCUCAAAGUUAUCAAGCAAAAGAUGGCGCUGAUUUAAAAAUUGAACUUGAAGAAGCUGAACGCAUUCAUGAUGAUUGUCCAAUUCGAUAUGAUGAUGGUCGAAAUCCUUGGCAAAUCAUUGACGAAUUUUUAUUUUAUUAUGCUUCAGGAUCAAUAGUAUUUCCUUCAUAUUAUCUCAUUAUUUCAGUCAUUCUCACAGUUUUCUAA